GCCGUGGUGCUGAUCACGAACGCGCGAAAAACGGGAAUUACCGUUCGAAAUUCAAAAAUAAUAUAUCCAUAAGGAUCUGAUAAAUAUUAAUUAAUUUUCAAACUUAUUUUGUGAUAGAAUAAUUUUUAUUCUAAAAUUUGACUGUGAAUAUUUUAAAAUAUGGUGAAUAAAAUGUAUAAGGUGACACACGAGAAAUCAGAGAAUCAUGGAAGCAAACAUAACCAGGUGCUCAUGUCCAUAGUCGUAUGCAUGCCCAUCUUAGCCUAUGGUACCGCAAUGGGCUGGAUAUCCCCCAACAAGGCCCUCCUGAUGGGAGACUCGUCGCCUUCAAACGGACCUCUAUCCGAAGAAGACGUAUCAUGGAUGGCGUCAAUCAUGUUUAUAUUCGCCCCCAUCGCUGUAUUUAUAUAUGGGGUAGCGGCGGAUAAGUUUGGAAGAAAAAAAGCACUGCUCUUUGCAUCAGUACCAAUAUCGCUCGGUUGGGCGGUAAAGCUAAUCUGCGCGCACCCCAUCGCACUGAUCGGUGCACGAGCACUGAUUGGAUUCGGCUCGGGAGGAGCUUUCGUGGUCUGUCCGUUGUACGUCAAAGAGAUUAGCGAAGAUAGUAUACGUGGCAUGACCGGCACCUUCAUUAUAUUCUCACAGACCGUUGGUAAUCUGCUGGUGUUCAUACUGGGUGACCUACUCCCAUUCCACACUGUACUAUGGAUUCUACUGGCAAUACCACUGAUACAUUUCUGCAUUUUGCUGCGGCUACCCGAAACACCGUCCUAUCUCAUCAAAUGUGGCAAGAAUGAGGAAACAGCAAAAGUUCUAGGCUGGCUUCGCUCCGUUCCUCACACAGAUAAGGCUAUCAGUGAUGAAGUAGACAAAUUGAUCAUCGAACAGACGACGUGUGAACCAAAAUUUUCGCCGAAAUUAUUAUUUGCGGAUAAAACUGCACUUAAAGCAUUCUGGGUGGCGCUCAUUGUGAAUCUUACCCGAGAGUUCUGCGGCUGCAUCGCUGUUCUCGUAUACGCCAGCCACAUAUUCGCUGAAGCGGGAAAGGACCCCGACACGCGCAUCGCCCUCUCUCCCAACAAGCAGUCGAUUCUGUUAGCCGUCGUCCAGAUUUUUGGAUCGUUUCUGGCGUGCCAACUCGUAGACCGCGUUGGGAGGAAGCCGCUGCUGGCGGUGACGAGCGCGGCGGCGGGCGUGAGCCUGUGCGCGCUGGGCGCGUGGUUCUGCGCGCGCGGCGCGGGCGCGGGCGCGGCGGGCUGGCUGCCCAUCGCGGCGCUGUGCACGUGCAUCUUCGCCGACGCGUCCGGCCUGCAGCCGCUGCCCUUCGUUAUCAUGACCGAGAUGUUUAGUUUCCAGCUCCGCGGUACGGUAGCUACUUUAAUAAUGGCUAUAUCUUUGGGAACCGACUUUGCACUUCUAAAACUUUUCGCUCCACUAAACUCCUGGAUUGGAUACCAUUCAACUUUCUGGAUCUUCAGUUUUAUCUGCUUAGCCAACGUGUUCUACCUCAUCUUCUGCGUACCGGAGACGAAAAUGAGAAGUCUGGAAGACAUUUACGCUGAUCUAGAAGGUAAGAAGAGAAAGAAGAAAGAAAACGUCGUUGAAACUAAUCAUGUAUAGUUCCUUUAUUUUAGUUAAGUAGGUACUUGGUUUCGCUUGUAAACUGACUUUUAAAUUCCAUAGAGAAUAAAUAUAAAAUAAUUUAUACUUAUAUAUAUUUAUACAUUAUAAUUCGGAUGCUGCAAAAAUACAAAAGACUAUUAAAAUAUCUCCGUCUGUAAUAAUUAAAUAAAUGUCUGAAAUUAUUAUAUUUAAAUAAUAAUCUAAAUUAAAUAAAUAAAGUACUGCUGUGUAACGACUCAAGUGAUAAAUCCAGAGAUAAAAAUUAUCAAGAAAUCGGAUGAAAAACAAAUGUACGUCCACGCACACACGGCCUGGAGGAAUAAAUCUCAACCCUACUAUGUAUUUAUAACAUACAAUUGUAUGGAAAUGAGACAUUAACAAACUUUUAAUGCCCAAAUAUUAACAUGUUUUUAUGUUACAAUCCAUCAAAAUAAAUAUAAUGAAUUGUUUCUAUCUGUUUCAAAUGUUCUUAAAUAGGGUUUUUGGAAACUGUGUUACGCAGCUGUAAAUACGCAGUAGGAAAUCAUAACUAAGGUUGAAUUGGCAAAAAUAAACUCUUUAAAUACUAAUUUUAGUCAAAAUAUAUAAAUGUAUACGAUACGAAACAAAUAAUCGUUCGCUAACGGUACUCCAAUCUGACAUCUGGAGUACCGUUAGCAGCGCCAACGUCAGACAAGAUCAGUUGGUCGUAAUGCUCCAUUCUAAAAGACCCUCAUGACAUUUGGGACGGAUAUUUAAGAGCGCUUAUCCAUAUUGCCGCUUCAUAGUUUCUGUCAUUUUUAAGCUUGUGUGCGUGUAGCUGUGUACGUAGUCAAGCCAAACGAUUUAAAGCAUCGUGAUGCUAUUACAUUAUUUAUUCCGUAUAUUUUCUAUGGGUUUUAUUUUCAUAAUAAAUUACUGAAAUAAUUAUAAUAAAUUGUAUAGACACAUACGUUGAUUUAUAAAAAAUAAAUAUUUAGAGUAAAAUAUAAAAUCAAUAGUCACUCAUAGUAACCGUAAAUUUUACGACGCUUGCGAUUUCUUGAGUAAUUUUAUUAUAAUUUUUUUUUACAUCAAAACUAAUAUACUUUCAGAACACUGGUAGCCUGAAUAUAAAUGGCAACUCAAUUAUGAGUUCAUAAACGAAUAUAAUAAAUUAAAGACAAUAGAUAAGAUUUUUUUUUAAUUUAAGUAAGGUUCAAGUACCUAAUUAAUGCGUGGUACCUGGUUUUGAACAACCAAUAAUUGCAUUGAGAAACCUCCUUUUUUGAACUCUCUAAGUGUAUUGUCACGUGCACACAACAUGCACGUUUAACAAAUAUCAGUAAUGUUUAUUUAGGAUUAUUUUCUAUGGAUUCUAUUAAAAAGAGACUAAAUCUUCGUAGUUUUUUCAAGUAACUCAUAAAUAUUUGGCUCACAAUCCCUUUCAAGUCUCGUGAAAACGGCUAAUCCGGCAUAAGCGCUCUAAGCUUAAUAUAGUUAAGUUAUAUAGUUAUGAUAAAUGUAAAUAGUUCGUUAUAAGGCUGCUUUCAGAUUAUCUGAAAUGCUGAUAUUUUGUGAUA
This is a messenger RNA of Vanessa atalanta (red admiral), 3164 nucleotides long. RefSeq names its product facilitated trehalose transporter Tret1-like. Lineage: Eukaryota; Metazoa; Arthropoda; Insecta; Lepidoptera; Nymphalidae. Bases 160 to 1620 code for a protein of 486 amino acids. Gene Ontology annotation, biological process: transmembrane transport. The record is from RefSeq and is a predicted model, not a curated record. Gene Ontology annotation, molecular function: transmembrane transporter activity. The transcript has 8 exons. Gene Ontology annotation, cellular component: membrane.